Messenger RNA from Solea solea (common sole), 7654 nucleotides. RefSeq names its product adenomatous polyposis coli protein-like. The record is from RefSeq and is a predicted model, not a curated record. Gene Ontology annotation, biological process: negative regulation of canonical Wnt signaling pathway; cell migration; regulation of cell differentiation. Gene Ontology annotation, molecular function: microtubule binding; beta-catenin binding; gamma-catenin binding. NCBI's taxonomy places the organism in Eukaryota, Metazoa, Chordata, Actinopteri, Pleuronectiformes, Soleidae. Gene Ontology annotation, cellular component: beta-catenin destruction complex; cytoplasmic microtubule; catenin complex.
UCCAGAACUCCGCGGACCGGGGACAUGAGCGGCCUCCACCGCCUUUAACGACUCGCACCGGUGCCGGUUUUUCUUGGGAUGUCCCGUUCGGCUGCCUCCGUCUGAGGUGGACUUUAGUCGUUUCCUUCAAAGGAGGUCAGCCGUGGCUUUUCCAACAUGGCGGCAGCGUCUUACGAUCAGCUGCUGAGGCAGGUGGAGGUUUUAAAGAUGGAGAAUUCCAACCUGAGGCAGGAGUUACAGGACAACUCCAACCACCUGACCAAGCUGGAGACAGAGGCGUCCAACAUGAAGGAAGUGCUGAAGCAUCUGCAGGGCACCAUAGAAGAAGAACCUGGCGAUGGGUCUGGAUCUCAGCUGGAGCUGAUCGAGCGACUGAAAGAGAUGAGCCUGGAAUCCUCAGGUUUUAAGGCCAGAUCCAGGCCUCCUUUCCCCCCAUCAUCCUCCUCCAGCUCAGCCUCCUCUGGCUCUGGAGCGUCAGGAGCAGCUGGAGGCCCGGCGACUACCUCGGCCUUCCCCAGGAGAGGGCUGCCGUCUGCGGGCAGAGACAGCCACGACCGCUGCCUGGAGGAGCUGGAGAAGGAGAGGUCCCUGUUAUUGGCGGAGCUGGAGAAGGAAGAGAAGGAGAAGGACUGGUACUAUGCUCAGCUGCAGAAUCUGACCAAGAGGAUCGACAGUCUACCGCUCACAGAGAAUUUCACGUUGCAGACGGACAUGAGUCGGCGUCAGCUUGAGUUUGAGGCUCGUCAGAUCCGUUCAGCGAUGGAGGAGCAGCUGGGCUCCUGCCAGGAGAUGGAGAGGAGAGCUCAGGCCCGUGUGGCUCGCAUCCAGCAGAUAGAAAAGGACAUCCUGAGACUGGGAGCCCGACUGCAGGUGGAGGGAUCUCAGGGGCCAAGUGAAAACAGUGGAUUGGCAGCAGCUCAGAGUGCCAGCAGCCGGUUGGACCACGAGCCUGUCAAUGAGACCAGCUACUCUGUGCCUCGACGAAUCACCAGCCACCUUGGAACCAAGGUAGAGAUGGUUUACAGUCUUCUGUCCAUGUUGGGGACGCAUGACAAAGACGACAUGUCGCGAACGCUCCUCGCCAUGUCAAGUUCGCAAGACUCAUGUAUUGCCAUGCGUCAGUCCGGCUGCCUCCCGCUUCUCAUUCAGCUGCUGCACGGAAAUGACAAGGACUCACUGUUGCUAGGUAACUCGCGUGGCAGCAAGGAGGCCCGAGCACGGGCGUCGGCGGCGCUCCACAACAUCGUUCACAGUCAGCCCGACGACAAGCGAGGGCGUGAGAUCAGAGUGCUCCAUCUGCUGGAGCAGGUGCGUCAUUACUGCGAGGCCUGCUGGAGCUGGCAGGAGAACCACGAGAGGAGUGUCGAGCAGGACGACAACCCUAUGCCAUCUCCAGUGGAACAUCAGAUCUGUCCAGCCGUCUGUGUCCUCAUGAAACUGUCUUUUGAUGAAGAACAUCGCCAUGCCAUGAACGAGCUUGGCGGUCUCCAGGCGGUGGCUGAGCUGCUGCAAGUCGACUGUGAGAUGUUCGGGCUGAGCAGUGACCAUUACAGUGUCACUCUGCGACGGUAUGCCGGCAUGGGGCUCACCAACCUCACCUUUGGAGAUGUGGCCAAUAAGGCCACGCUGUGCUCCAUGAAGGGCUGCAUGAGAGCGAUGGUGGCCCAGCUCAAGUCUGAGAGUGAAGACCUGCAGCAGGUGAUAGCAAGCGUUUUGAGGAACUUGUCUUGGCGUGCCGAUGUCAACAGUAAGAAGACGUUGCGUGAGGUUGGCAGUGUGCGAGCGCUGAUGGGCUGUGCCCUCGAGGUUCAGAAGGAGUCGACGUUGAAGUCCGUACUGAGCGCGCUCUGGAACCUGUCGGCACACUGUACUGAGAACAAGGCCGACAUCUGCGCUGUGGACGGGGCGCUGGCAUUCCUGGUGGGAACUCUGACUCACCGCAGCCACACCAACACGCUCGCCAUCAUCGAGAGUGGCGGAGGCAUCCUGCGCAAUGUGUCGAGCCUCAUCGCCACCAAUGAGACGCACAGACAGAUCCUCCGUGACCAUGGCUGCCUGCCAACACUGCUGCAGCACCUGAAAUCCCACAGUCUGACCAUCGUAUCCAAUGCCUGUGGCACACUCUGGAACCUGUCGGCGCGAGACGCCAAAGACCAGGAGACAUUAUGGGAGCUGAGUGCUGUGGGCAUGUUGCGUAACCUUAUCCACUCCCGCCACAAAAUGAUUGCCAUGGGCAGCGCUGCUGCCCUUCGCAACCUCAUGGCCAACCGCCCGGCACGCUACAAGGAUGCCAGUGUGGUGUCACCAGGCGCUGGCGCCCCGUCACUGCACGCCCGCAAACAGAAGGCGUUAUUCGAAGAGCUGGAUGCGCAGCAGCUGUCGGAGACAUUUGACAACAUUGACAACCUGAGCCCGAAGGCUGCACACAGGAAGGGGCGUGGCUGUAAUGGUGCUGGAGGAGGAGGAGGAGGUGCAACACGUCCAUAUGCCAACACACCAGUGCUGUCGAGCCCAAAGAACGGAGAUGUAUCGAAAAGGAUGGGGGAGGACACUGUGUACCCUCGGCCGGUGUUCCCGCCCAGUGUCCGAGCGUCCAGUGACAGCCUGAACAGUGUGACUAGUGCUGACGGCUAUGGGAACCGUGGAAAGACAAAACCGUCAGCAGAGCCGCUUUACUCCUCGGACGAGAGCGGUGCCAACAAGUGCUGUGUGUACAGGAAAUACCCGGCUGACCUGGCCCACAAAAUCCGCAGUGCUAACCACAUGGCGGAUGAUGACGGUGCAGAGCUAGACACACCUAUAAACUAUAGCCUCAAGUACUCUGAUGAACAAUUGAACUCUGGGAGACAGAGUCCAAAUCACCGCGGCGGCAUCGAGAGCGAUGAAGACGAGGGACAGGACACGAGGCUGAGGAGAAGGAAUGAUGGUAGCGAAUCAGCAACAGGCAGCAGCCGCAUGGCGUCCGUCUCACAGCCACGCUACGUUUCCGCAACAUCCAACUACAGUGGUGAAUCCACAACAGAGCAGCCGAUCGACUACAGUCUGAAGUAUGGUGCCGACGCCCCCCGCAAACCACUGUUCAAGUCUGAAGAUACCACGACUGCCUCUCCUGCGCCUACUCAGCCCACCACCACAAAUAAGCUCCGCCCGACUGCUCCUCCAACCAACCGUGGGGUUCCUAAAAGCAACCAGGAGUCGACACAGACGUACUGUGUGGAGGACACGCCCAUCUGUUUCUCUCGAGGCAGCUCGCUGUCGUCACUGUCGUCGUCGGAGGAAGAGGACGGCGACAUGAUUGGGAGAAAGAGGAGAGGCGGAAGCGUCAUCAGUGGAGUCGGUGGCAAUGACUAUCCGACCCUUCCUGUCAGCGAAAAAGAUGCUCUCGAGCAGCAACAGCAGCGGCAGCAGAAAGAAGCAGAGAGCCAGACCGCAGCGCCUCCUUCUACACGGGGCAGACGAAGUCAUCACCAUCACCACGGCCACGCCCACCACCACCACCACCACCAUAUGACAUCGUCUUCCUCCGGAGCAAGGACUCCUAAAAGCCCGCCAGAGCAGCCAUAUGCCCAGGAGACACCGCUGAUGUUUAGCCGCUGCACGUCUGUCAGCUCAUUGGACAGCUUCUCUACGUCCUCCAUCGCCAGCUCUGUACGCUCCAGUGAGCCAUGCAGCGGUGUCCCAAGUGGCGUGGUGAGUCCCAGUGACCUGCCUGACAGCCCGGGACAGACCAUGCCGCCAAGCCGGGCCAAGACACCUCCUCCACCCCCAUCGAUGCAGAAGACCAAGGAAGAGGAAGCGGCCAAGAAGGACGAGCAGGAGAGCAGUGCUGACGUCUUGUUGCACUUUGCCACCGAGAGCACGCCACACGGCUUCUCGAGAGCAUCGAGUCUGAGCUCGCUCAGCCUGGACGAGCCAUACAUCGUCGCAGAGAUGAAGAAAAAGGAGGAAGAGGAGGACAGGGACAAGGAGAAGAAAGAAGAGGAUUCAGCAAAACCCAUCCUCGACGAAUCAGAUGACGAUGAUGACAUUGAAAUCCUGGAGGCUUGCAUCAACAUGGCCAUGCCCAAGUCAUCACGGAAACCAAAGAAACAGCAACAAGCAGUGCCACGGAAACCUAGCCAGCUUCCAGUCUACAAGCUUCUCCCACCUCAAACCCGCACCCAAUCACAGCAGAGGAAGGAUGUACCACUGCUGCCGCCAGAGGAGGUUCCAAGAGUUUACUGUGUGGAGGGAACCCCCCUCAACUUUUCCACCGCUACCUCCCUCAGUGACCUCACCAUCGACUCUCCGCCCAAUGAGGAGGCACCAGAUGCCGUCAUACCUGUGGUGCCACCUGCAGCCACCCAGAGGAGGCGCACUGGAGCUCCAGAAGGCGAGAAUGGUGAUGACAUCCUCGCCGAGUGCAUCAGCGCCGCCAUGCCUAAAGCAAAACCCAGAAAACCAAUCAGAGGGGCAGCAAACAAUGACCACCUCCAAGCUCCUCCUCUCCCCCCUCCCCUUCCUCCUCCAGCCCCACCUCCUCUUGUCUCUCAGCAGCAGCAGCAGCAAAAGAAGAAGCCAACGUCACCUGUGAAACCGAUGCCCCAGCGGGCGGCUUAUAAUGUUGUCACUGCAGCAGCGACUAAAGCAAAACCAGGUUUUGCCUUCGACUCACCACGACACUACACCCCCAUCGAAGGAACGCCGUGUUGCUUCUCACGCAAUGAUUCGCUGAGCUCUCUUGACUUUGAUGAGGAAGACUGUGGAGGCAGUGUUGAGAAGGAUGGAGAGGAGAAGAAAGUAAAAGAAGAGGAAGGCAGGAAAAGGAAGCAGCAGACGGCUGCCGUUUUCCCACGAACGAAACCUGCGACCAAUCAGAUGACGACGGAUGAGAAGCAGAAGUUUGCCAUCGAGGACACGCCCGUCUGCUUUUCUAGGAACUCAUCGCUGAGCUCGCUGAGUGACAUCGACCAGGAAAACAACAACAAGGAGUUUGCUCCGCCUAUUCCUGAGCAACAAGACGGAGGAAAAACUGCAACAAAGUCUCCUCCCCCUUCACAGACAGCGGAUUCAAAACCACGCCCCCCCGCAGGUAGUGGCUACGCUCCCAAAGCCUUCCACGUGGAGGACACCCCCGUCUGCUUCUCAAGAAACUCAUCUCUGAGCUCACUCAGCAUCGACUCAGAGGAUGACCUCUUGCAGGAAUGCAUCAGCUCUGCCAUGCCCAAGAAGAAGAAGAAAGCUGCUGCCAUUGCCACCGCCACUGCGCCCGCCGCCGUCACCACUCCACUUCCUGUUCCCAAAGCUGCUGACAACACUCUGGCUGAGGAGGAGCCUCCAGAGGCACCAAGAAGCCCCACCUCUCCUGACUCUGAGUCAUUUGACUGGAAGGCAAUCCAAGAAGGUGCCAACUCUAUUGUGAGCAGCCUGAAUGCUGCUGCUGCUGCUGCCUCAUCACUGUCCCGGCAACCAUCAUCAGACUCAGACUCUGUUCUCUCCCUCAAGUCUGUAGGCUCACCUUUCCACCUGCCUAUUGCCAAAAACAAUGCAGAGGAAGAAGAAGAGGAGUUGGAGGAAAAGGAGGUAAAGCGAGGUGCAAGGAUCUUGAAGCCAGGCGAGCGCAGCACGCUGGAGGCGAAGAAGAAGGAGGAGGAAGAAGAGGCAAAGGCAUUAAAAGGUGGGAAGAAGGUUUACAGGAGUCUGAUUACAGGGAAGCCAAGGGCGGAGACUGCGGCCAGGGGACGGAGUAAACCUAGAGCAGCUGCUGCUGCCAAAGCUCCCGGCAGCAACGACGACAGAGGAGGUGGCUCGUCACGGGACUCCACACCAUCUCGUUCCUCUUCAGCAACCAAUCAGAAAGGAGGGAAGCUGUCACAGCUGCCACGCACAGCGUCUCCGGGAAGUGCAUCAUCAUCAUCGGCUUCCAGACCGGCCAAACAGAGUACGACACCUAGGAGUGGCGCUGGCGGCAUCCCGAGGAGCGAGUCGGCAUCGAGGGUCGGCAGCUCCUCUGCAGCAAAGAAGCAGAAGGCGGAGCCUGAGAAACCAACGCUUGUGCGACAGUCGACCUUCAUCAAAGAAGCACCGAGUCCGACACUGAAGAGAAAGCUCGAAGAGUCGGCAGCUGCUGCAGCAUUAGACUCGCCAUCCAGUCCUGACGCACCACUCCCUCCAAUGACUCGGAGACAUGACGUUAACCGCUCACACUCUGAGAGCCCCUCACGCCCACAGGAAGUUACAUCAUCACGAGUCAGCCGCACCGGCACCUGGAAGCGAGAAAACAGUGGAGCAGGAGGAGGAGGAGCUGGCGGUAAGCACUCAACGUCGUUGCCGCGUGUUGGGACGUGGAAGCGGACAGGAAGCUCAUCAUCAGUAUUGUCGGCAUCAUCGGAAUCCAGUGACAAGGGGAGGAGCGAGGAGGAGGGCGCCGUGAGGAUGAAGGGAACGUGGAGGAAGGCGAAGAGUAACGCAGACUUUUCAGCCGGACGCAACUUUGUUGACAAAUCAGAAGAUGUGUGGGUCCGUCUGGAGGACUGUCCUGUCAACAACCCGCGCUCCUCCUCUUCCUGUUCAGCUCGCUCCCCUACUGCUGCCAAUGCCCCGCCCAUCAUUGAUAGCCCUGCCCCUUCCAAAAUCCCAUCCUCCUCCUCUUCUUCCUCCUCCAAUCUCAACCUGCGCCACAGCUGCGAGAGUCUGGACGACAAGACACCUGAACGCCAACAGUCCCAACCACCACAACAACAACAACAACAACCGCCACCGCAGCAGCAGCGCGGUCAGCAGCGCAGUGGUGCCGUCGCGGCGAGGGUCAGCCCCUUCAACUACACGCCAAGUCCCAGGAAGAGCAGCAUGGAUGUCACCACCACCACGACCACAGCAGCUAGCACGACAUCAUCAUCGACCACACCCACACGACCCUCACUCAUCCCCACCCCCGUCACCAAAAAACGGGAGCCGAAGGGUGGAGAGGGCGGUGCUGGUGCAGGUGGUGGUGGUGGGGAGCGCGGCUCUUACAUCGUAACAUCAGUGUGAAGAAUCUGGACUAAAUUAAAAGCCCACACAGUGUAAAUAUGGAGAAAGAAAUGUGUAUAGGAAGUGAGUCUGUAUUUAAGUGCUAGCCCCGUCCCUCUCCUGUCAUUGGCUGUAUUCACUUGUCAAUCACGCUUCCUCAGCCAAUGAGAGGAAACUUUAAAACAAGAACUUUUUAUGUUUUUAUACCACUAAAUUACAUGUAGCGCUUAGCCCCACCCUCUCCGUUUGUGUCCCUGCAUGGCCCCGCCCAAACCCCUAAUGAUGACAGUUACCAUUGUGUAAUAAGAUGAUAACAGUUUGGUGAUGAUAUUUAACGAACGUGUCGAAUGUAAUGAGAGAAAUCACAUAAACAUUGAAAAUGUUUUUUAACCUUCCAAGUAAUUUUUUUUCACUCUAACACAAGGACUUAAUCUGAAAGUCUUGUUUGUCGCUGAAAACUACCCGCUCUGUGUUGCCUUGGAAAUGAAUAACACUGUAAAACAUAAGUUAUUGCUGUAAACCCGUUAAAAGCACAUGAUGAAACAAAAAAGAUUUUUGCCAAAAAAAACUUACGUUUGGUUUUCACUGUUUUAUUUUUCUCGAGGAAGAAAAAGGCAGAAGGUUUUGGUGAAAUGUUGAAACAAUAAAAUUCUUUAGGAGCAGA